AUGUCUACCAAACACUUGGUUUUGUUGCUUCUCGCAGUGGUGCUUCUCACUACUCACUCUCUGGCUGAUCACCAUAAGCCACCACACAAACCACCGCACAAACCUCCUUCAGCUGAGGAGACUUCCUUGGAUUCAAAUUUGGAUGGCAAACCUCCCAAGGGAUACAAGCCACCACCAAAACACAAGCCACCUACCUCAUUGGAUGGGAUUGAUGAGGAAAAACCCCCACACAAGGAACAACCAAUAGGCCCUAAAAAACCACCACACAGGCCUCCAGCACAGGAGUCCUCACUGGAACCAAACUUAGAUGGCAAGCCUCCCAAGGGUUACAAGCCACCACCAAAACACAAGCCUCCAACGUCCAACUGA
Molecule: messenger RNA, 369 nt
Organism: Quercus lobata
Lineage: Eukaryota; Viridiplantae; Streptophyta; Magnoliopsida; Fagales; Fagaceae
Product: early nodulin-75-like
Exons: 1
Coding region: 1-369 (122 amino acids)
Source: RefSeq, a predicted model, not a curated record